Messenger RNA from Astyanax mexicanus (Mexican tetra), 3661 nucleotides. RefSeq names its product melanin concentrating hormone receptor 2a (gene mchr2a). Gene Ontology annotation, molecular function: neuropeptide binding; G protein-coupled receptor activity. The record is from RefSeq and is a predicted model, not a curated record. The coding region runs from base 189 to 1217 and encodes 342 amino acids. Lineage: Eukaryota; Metazoa; Chordata; Actinopteri; Characiformes; Acestrorhamphidae. The transcript has 5 exons. Gene Ontology annotation, cellular component: membrane; neuron projection. Gene Ontology annotation, biological process: neuropeptide signaling pathway.
GCAGGAGGGGGAGUGUCCUGCCCGUUUACAGGUGGUGAAGUUGAAGUCUUGCGUCCAGAGCUGUGCGCGCGGUUGUCAGGAGCAUGGAUGCGCGCGCGUCUUUUCCCAGUCUCCCCUCAGAAGAUGGUCCUCGCAGCGCGCGCCGGGUGAAGUGAGCGUGCUCUGCAGACCCCCCUCAGUGUCCAGCCAUGGAGCUGGAGAGCAGCGCGGGAAACGAGACCCUCAGACUGGAUAGCGGGAACGGGACAGGGCGCGUGACUGAAGAGGACUACAGCAGCCUCGUGCACCUGACCGAGACCAAAAUCCUGCCUGUGUUCAUCGGAUUUCUCUGCUUCACUGGGCUCGUGGGCAACAUCCUCGUGCUGGUGACCAUUUUAAGGUCCAGUAAGAAGACGGUGCCCGAUGUGUAUGUCGGUAAUCUGGCCGUAGCUGACCUUGUGCAUGUGACUGUAAUGCCCUUCCUCAUCCACCAGUGGGCACGUGGAGGACACUGGGUGUUUGGCAGCUCUCUCUGCACCAUCAUCACCUCCAUGGACAACUGCAAUCAGGUGGCAUGUGCCGCGGUAAUGACCGCCAUGAGUCUGGACAGGUACCUGGCCCUGGUUCAUCCUUUCCGUCUGAUGAGCCUCCGGACCAGGUCAAGGACGAUCCGCAUUAAUCUGUUUGUGUGGGUGACGUCCUUCAUCAUGGUGCUUCCAGCUUGGCUCCACUCGAAGGUGAUCCGCUUCAAGGAUGGACUGGAGAGCUGCUCGCUCAACCUGGUGUCUCCCAAAGAGGUGCUGUGGUAUACACUCUACCAAACCAUGACAUCCUUCUUCCUCCCUUUACCCCUCAUCCUCACCUGCUACAUCCUCAUCCUUUGCUACACCUGGAGAAUGUACUGCAAGAACAAGCAAGCGCGCAGGUACAGCACCAGCGUGCCCCGUCAGCGCGUGGUCCGGCUCACUAAGAUGGUUUUGGUGCUGGUGGCCGUGUUCUUAAUCAGUGUGGCACCAUAUAACAUCCUGCAGCUGGUGAACCUGCAGGUGCCAAGGCCCUCGCUGGCCUACCACACCUGCUACUACCUGAGUGUGUGUCUGAGUUACGCCUCCAGUAGCAUUAACCCCUUCAUCUACAUCUCCCUCAGCGGACACUUCCGCCACCGCCUGGUCUGCCGAGACGCUCCCAGUGUUCCCAGCGGUGGAGAGCAGAAACCUGAGCCACGGGCCAGCUUCUGAAACAACACACUCUUACCUACAGUACUUGAAGAAGGGAUUGGUCCAUAGGAGCGAGUGGUCCAUUUUAUCAGUCAAUCAUUGGUGGUCAUUAUGACUGUUUUUGAGACAUCUGUAAUGCUCUGUAAUGUUCACAUCAUCCAUGUGGUCAUUGUGACAGACUGCAGUACACCACAGGAAGUGUAGGGGGCGACAUGGAGCACUCCAGCAUUUCUCCUGGAAUCAAGAGUAUUAGACAGGGGUAACAGUCUCUACUCAUUUGGGAAGCUUUACCCUGGAUGGUGGAACAUGUUCUGUGAGGAGGAUUUGAUUGUAUUCAUCGAGAGAGGUAUUGGAUGGAGCUCCAUCCCUCCAGAAAACACAGCUCCAAAGUCAAAUGCAUGGGACUUUUAUCACUUUUACGAUGUUAGGCAUGGUGCAUUAUGACCUUCUGGUUUAGAGGGUCCUAUUCUAUUGGUCAGUUUGUUUCUAUGGAGAUGACUCAGCUGUAUAUAAACUGUAGUUAUCACACUGGAGCAUCAACAUCCCAGAUUGAAACAAAUGAUUCAAGCCCAGCCUGGCUGCAGUGUCUGGUAGCAUCACAGGUUUAACUCUGCAGAGCCUGGCUGUUAGCAUUGUGGCUCUAAUCACUCCAACUCUGACAAGCCCAGCUGCUGUCUGUUAGUAUUGCGGCUCUAACCCCACUGAGGCUAGCUGAUAGCAUUGCAGCUAAACCAGCCAAAACAUGCUGAGCCUGACUGCUGUGUUAAACUCAGCUGUUAGCAUUACGGCUAAACCAAUCAUAACAUGCUUAGCCCCGCUGCUGUGUCUGUUAGUAUUGUUGCUAUAUCUCUGCUAAGCCCAGCUGUUAGCAUUGCGGCUAAACCAACCAUACCACGCUGAGCCCAGGUGCAGUUUCUGUUAGUAUUGUGGCUAUAACCAUGUUAAACCCAGCUGUUAGCAUUACGACAAGUCAAUCAUACCAUGCUGAGCCUGACUGCUGUGUCUGUUAGUAUUAAAGCUGUAACCCUGCUGAGGCAAGCUAUUAAAAUUGCGGCUAAACCAACCAUAAAAUGCUAAGCCUAGCUGUUGAAUCUGUUAGUAUUGUGGCUAUAAACAUGUUAAACCCGGCUGUUAGCAUUGAAGCUAAACCAACCAUAAAAUUCUAAGCCUAGCUGUUGAAUCUGUUAGUAUUGUGGCUAUACUCAUGUUAAACCCAGAUGUUAGCAUUGCGGCUUAGCCAACCAUACCAUGCUGAGCCCGACUGCUGUGUCUGUUAGUAUUGUGCCUAUAACCAUGCAAAACCCAGCUGUUAGCAUUGCGGCUAAGCCAACCAUAACAUGCUGAGCCUGGCUGCUGUGUUUGUUAGUAUUGCAGCUCUAACCCUGCUAAUCCCAGCUCUUAGCAUUGCAGCUAAACCAACCAUAACGUGCUAAGCCCAACUGCUGUGUCUGUUAGUAUUGUGGCUAUAGUCAUGUUAAACCCAGCUGUUAGCAUUGCAACUAAACCAACCAUAACAUGCUUAACCUGGCUGCUGUGUCUGUGAGUACUGCAGCUUUAAUCCUGCUUAUCUUAGCUGUAAACCAACCACAACAUGCUGAGCCUGGCUACUGGGUCUGUUAGUAUUGUGGCUAUACCCAUGUUAAACCCAGCUGUUAGCAUUGUGGCUAAACCAGCCAUACAAUAUUGAGCCCGGCUGCUGUGUCUGUUAGUAUUGCAGCUCUAACUCUGCUAAUCCCAGCUGUUAGCAUUGCGGCUAAACCAACCCUGCCAUGCUGAGCCCAACUGCUGUGUCUGCUUGCAUUCUUUGACCACUUUUACUUCUUAAUCUGUCUACCUUCCACUGAGUAAAACCUCUACCCUUUAUGAGUUUGUCACUCUGCCGUUUUCAGACACUAUCUAAAAGAUGUCUUUCAAUUUCUUACAAAGGUCAGACACCCCACCUUGAUUCACCGACUCGCUGGAGAACAGGGAAUAUUGGCGUUCAUGUUUGACCUUUUUCAAGCAACGUCUGAGUCUGUGGGAACCAAGCGACCGUCUGUCAUGUCUGGCUUAAUUUGGGUGUAAAUACAAAUGCAGCAGCACAAAUGAAGAGACAUGAAUCAUGUAAUUAAUACAGGAAAAAAUGCUUCAGCUUCAAAUACACAGUGAAUAUAUUCAUGUGGGUUUGCACCAGCUAGCAUAAAAGGAUAUUAACGGUCAUCUUGUGUAGAAAUGAUACAGAAUCGUAAAUGUAAAUAGAGACAUAUAUGCUUAUAUUAAGCAAACUAAUCUACCAGUGGGGUAAGCAGUGUUUUGUUUAAAGAUUUCUUAAAAUAAGCAUCAACAAAGUCUGAAAAUGAGUAAAUUAAGAGUUAAAUCGAACCAAACCAUGUUUUGACACAAGAAUGAGAAUAACUUGACCGGUGAUUUUUUGUGCUUAUUUUUAGUUCAAAUAAGGUAAAAAUUUGAAGAUCAUUAUUCCUAAA